AUGGAGUUCCCAGAAGAUGGAGCCUUCCUGCAUCAUAUGCAGUCUCAGUUAUUUAAUCCUAAACUCUGUGAAGGACGGGUGUCGGAGAGAGCUGAUCUCACCCGACAGAUCAUUGCCAACCUCAGACUGGCGGCUGGUUCAAACAUAAUAUCUGCUGAUAGUGCCAACCAUCUCAUAGGACCAUUUGAACGUUCUUAUGCUUCCCUGGUAGACUCUCUGGAUAAAAUGUCAGGGUUAAACAACUUUGCAGAUGGUGCUUUAGCUUUGUGUUCCUCCCAUAAAAAUGAAAGCAACAAAUGGCAAACAUCACUAUCGAUGGAAAAACUGAAAGGGAUAAAAUGUGUACAAGACAUGAUGAAGAGAAGUCAGAGACAUGCAGAUAUCUUGGUGCCUCCAUCUCACAAGAAUACCAUUCUUUUUUCCCGAAGAGUGAAAAACAUAUCUAAAUCUGGAUUGGACAGUGGUCAAUCUGGUCAGAACAACAGUUACAAGCAUUCUGUUAGCAGUGGUCAUCAGGAAAUGGAUGUUACUACUGACCGUAUUACAACCAAAUGCCAAGGAUACAGUGAUGACCAUUUAACUUCAUUAGACCAGAAUGUGUUGUCAGACACAGCCAGACAACCCAAGAAUAAAUUUGAGUUUGAGGGAAGGUUUACUAGGCCUGGAAAUAAAAGGCCACUGUUUUCAAAUAAUAAUGGUGGAAGUGCUUAUGGUCAUUUGGAAGCAGUAUCAACACAUUCAAGUAGUCAGUUUGGCGGACAUCCAGGACACUCAAGUGAUCAGUUUGGCGGACAUCCAGGACACUCUAGUGGUCAGUUUAGAACACAACCUAGACAUUCUAAUGAUCAGUUUGGAGGACAACCUGGACAAUAUAAUGAUCAUCAGAAAUCCUGGAGACAGGGUGGAGGUAUAAAGAGACCAUACAGUGAAGACCAUUCAGACUAUCAACAGGAGGUUCCUGCUGCAACAGGGGGAGCCUUCAGAACAGCUAGAGAGCAGCUGAAACUAGAAAACCAGAAGAAGUAUGGCAGUGGUGGUGGGGCAGUUUCUACAGCAUCCUAUGGUAGUGCUAGGAAGUCACUGGGCACAAGGAGAGCAGGUCCCAGUGGCAAAUUUGUUCCACCUGUCAUCAACAAGGGGGAGGAUAAUGGAUCUGAUGUAAAUAUGAACAAGGUACAGAAGUCUGUAUUUGGAAAAGGGACCUCAGCAUCAUCUUCUUCUGAUGAACCAGAGGAUGAACGACUUAAGGGGAUUGAACCAAAAAUGAUUGAGCUGGUCAUGAAUGAGAUCAUGGACAAUGGCCCACAGAUGAACUGGAGUGAUAUUGCUGGCUUAGAAUUUGCCAAGAAAUGUAUCAAGGAGAUUGUAGUUUGGCCUAUGUUACGUCCCGACAUAUUCAAGGGGCUGAGGGGACCACCUAAAGGCUUGCUCCUGUUUGGGCCUCCAGGAACUGGUAAAACCCUCAUUGGGAAGUGUAUUGCCAGUCAAUCAAAGUCUACAUUCUUCAGUAUUAGUGCAUCCUCAUUGACAUCUAAAUGGGUAGGCGAGGGAGAGAAAAUGGUGCGAGCUCUGUUUGCUGUGGCGCGAUGUCACCAGCCUGCUGUUGUGUUCAUUGAUGAAAUUGACUCCCUCUUAUCCCAGAGAUCCGACGGUGAACAUGAGGCGUCAAGACGAAUCAAAACUGAAUUUCUUGUCCAACUGGAUGGUGCUGCUACCUCAUCAGAUGACAGGAUUCUUGUGAUAGGAGCUACCAAUAGACCCCAGGAGAUUGAUGAGGCAGCAAGGAGGAGAUUUGUGAAGCGACUCUACAUCCCCCUACCUGAGUCUCAGGCCAGACAGCACAUUGUCCUCAAUCUCUUGGCCCAGCAACGGUAUCAACUCACCGAGAGUGAACUCAAGGUCAUUCAGGAUAGAUCUCAAGGCUAUUCUGGAGCAGAUAUGGCCAGCCUAUGUAGAGAAGCAGCUAUGGGGCCCAUCAGAAGCAUGUCCUUUGGUGAUAUAGAGAGUAUAUCAGCUGAUGAGGUGCGCCCAAUUAUAUUUUGUGACUUUGAGGAAGCUUUCCUGCAAGUUAAAGCCAGUGUUUCUGACAAAGACUUAGAUUUGUAUAUAGAGUGGAAUACAAUGUAUGGAAGUGUGGGUGUGGGGAAAUAA
This is a messenger RNA of Ylistrum balloti, 2151 nucleotides long. Its product is annotated as fidgetin-like protein 1. Gene Ontology annotation, molecular function: ATP hydrolysis activity; ATP binding; microtubule severing ATPase activity. The transcript is spliced from 18 exons. NCBI's taxonomy places the organism in Eukaryota, Metazoa, Mollusca, Bivalvia, Pectinida, Pectinidae. The record is from RefSeq and is a predicted model, not a curated record. The coding region runs from base 1 to 2151 and encodes 716 amino acids.